Molecule: messenger RNA, 3352 nt
Organism: Triplophysa dalaica
Lineage: Eukaryota; Metazoa; Chordata; Actinopteri; Cypriniformes; Nemacheilidae
Gene: pbx3a
Product: pre-B-cell leukemia homeobox 3a
Exons: 11
Coding region: 506-1906 (466 amino acids)
Biological process (GO): neuron development; brain development; embryonic organ development
Cellular component (GO): nucleus
Molecular function (GO): DNA-binding transcription factor activity, RNA polymerase II-specific; RNA polymerase II cis-regulatory region sequence-specific DNA binding
Source: RefSeq, a predicted model, not a curated record
UCAGAAGAGAUCAUUAUAUGUGCAUUUAACGAACUGCCUUUAUUUUUCUACCCCACCAUAAGAAAGACAAGCAUUUAUUUUUCAUCACAUUCAUUUUUAUUUUUAACUCAUCUUUUUUUGAUGCACCUGAGGAUGGGAGACGGAUGGAUUUUCUGAAGUUUUGCACAUGCUGUCACAGGAUGCGAAUGGGCAAAUAGCGUUGGAGAAACAUUGUAGCAGUUAUUAUAACAAAUCGAAAUUAAAUUGUUACAUUAUAACGGAGUAAGUGGUCAUAAUUUCGCGCCAAUUUGAACUCCAACAUAAAGAACAAUUAAAAGCAUCAAAGGCGACUAGAAGAUUCCUUGUACUGAAGAACACAGUCAGACCCUUUGGAGAUUUGUUUUAUUCAUGCAGUUUUGUUUUGCGUUAACUUGCGCACGAAGCAUCGAUCAAAUUUAUUGCAUUAAUGUAGUUGAUCUGUUCCCGGACGGAAUCGAGAUCGUGUGUGGAUUUAAAGAACAUUGAUAUGGACGAGCAAAGGCGUAUGAUGCAGACGAUGGGCGGUGUGACCCUCACCGGACACCCGGUGACAUUACCGGUCCUUCACGCUCAUGACGGUACGGAUGGAGACGGCAGAGGAAAACAGGACAUUGGAGACAUUCUGCAUCAAAUCAUGACCAUCACCGACCAGAGCCUAGACGAGGCUCAAGCAAAAAAGCAUGGGCUGAACUGUCACAGAAUGAAGCCGGCUCUGUUCAACGUGCUCUGUGAAAUCAAAGAGAAAACAGGUCUCAGUAUCCGCGGCGGCCAGGACGACGACCUCUCCGACCCACAGCUCAUGCGUCUGGAUAACAUGCUGCUGGCGGAGGGCGUGUCCGGACCGGAGAAAGGGGGCGGGGCAGCAGCUGUCGCUGCAGCGACAGCGGCAGUGGGGAUCGGAGGUGAUAACUCCAUCGAGCACUCAGACUACAGAGCCAAACUCAGUCAGAUCAGACAGAUCUACCACACUGAGCUGGAGAAAUAUGAGCAGGCCUGCAACGAGUUCACCACCCACGUGAUGAAUUUGUUGAGGGAGCAGUCUCGCACACGGCCCAUCUCGCCCAAAGAGAUCGAGCGCAUGGUGAACAUCAUUCAUCACAAGUUCAGCACCAUCCAAAUGCAACUGAAGCAGAGCACCUGCGAGGCCGUCAUGAUACUCAGAUCCCGCUUCCUUGACGCCAGGAGGAAACGUCGUAACUUCAGCAAGCAGGCAACAGAGGUUCUGAACGAGUAUUUUUACUCUCACCUCAGUAACCCGUACCCCAGCGAGGAAGCCAAAGAAGAGCUGGCCAAGAAGUGUGCAAUCACAGUCUCACAGGGGAAGGCAAGCACCAUCACUGUGUCACAGGUGUCUAACUGGUUUGGUAACAAACGAAUUCGCUAUAAGAAGAAUAUCAGUAAAUUCCAGGAGGAGGCGAAUCUCUAUGCAGCUAAAACCGCAGUGACGGCCGCACACGCUGUAGCUGCAGCUGUACAGAACAGUCAGGCCAACUCGCCCACGACGCCCAGUUCGGGAUUUCAAAUGAAAGAUGAAGACUUUCAACUGGAUGCAACAGAAGACAAAAACAAUCUGUUAAGCAGCAUGUUCACCGGUUCCUCAGGUGCAUACAGUUUGACAGGUUCGGGAGACAUGUUCAUGAAUCUGCCCGGUCUGAACGGGAGCUCGUACCAGUCUACACAGGUGCCCAGUACAGGACACACACAGGGAGAAUCCACACAUCACAGUAUCAGUCAGUCGUUGGGUUACAGCGAUGGUCUUCGGGGAAACCCGCUUUACAGCCCUCACGCUUUAAACGGUAACGGAGUCUGGCAUGAUGCUGUGACUCCAUCUUCUGUAACAUCUCCUAAAGAGGGAGCGAACAGUGUUCAUUCAGAUACAUCUAACUGAAGUCACUUGCCCUACAUCAACAGCACCCUAUUAAAUCUUUAAACAGACAAGUGAGCUUUUGCCAUACAGACUGAAAACCCCUGCCAUGGAUAACAGUCAGAAACAAGAGCUUUGAAAGUUCUUUAGUACUGGACGUUUGACAAGAAGAGCAGCAUACUAGAACAGCCGUCACAAAACCGAUGGACACGGACAUGUCUAACACGUACGCUUGUGGAAACAAGACGUUUCGUGUUUAUCUCUAACAGAUCAACAGGGAAAACAGAUUUUUUUAUAUUUGUAAUAAUUUAACUUGAAUAUUGAUGCUAUUCAUAAUAAAUGUCAUCUUUGUAAAUACACACUCAUGACAUUCAGUUAUAUUAAGAAUCUGUGAACAAAACAAAUCCUUCAUGAUUUAAUGAUUUAAAGGUCUGACAGUACAUAGAUGUAAAUUACAGAUAUCUUACAUCAAUCAAUACAGCAACAUCUGGCUUGCAGAAUUGAAAAUAUACAGAAAUAACUCACCAGUUGUUGCCGCGUUUUCAAAUAAUUCUAUAAUAGCCGCAGUGAUUUGUUGGAUUCAGCACUUUUUUGAAUUGCAAAUGGAAAUUUACAUUGGAAGAAGCGGAGACCACUACAAAAACAACUGCUAACAUUGAAAGAACUUAUAGACCAAUAUGUAAAAAUUUUAAUAGUUGCUGAAACACGUUUUCCUCUGAAUGGUUUAUUCCAUCAUUUUAUUAAAUCACCUUUACUGAGCAUUACAGAAGAGAGAAUGUUAGGGUCAAUUAUUGUUUAAUUAUUUCAUACAAGCUACUCAACAUAAUCACAAGGGGCCUCGUUUAUAAAGCGUGCGAACCCACGGAUUUGAUCAUAGAAUGUGCAUACGCAAAAAUCCACAGGACCAUAUAUAUAAAACGGUCUUCGAUGUGGGAAAGUGCUUUGCGCAACUACAGGGUCUAAGCAGACUUACGCACCUUUCCUUGUCCGAGUGCUGCAGGUUUUUGGAAAUAUAGGCUAUUCUUGCAGCUCGUAAAAGAUUUGGAUGGUGAAAGGUGCUCUUUCAUGUACCAAUGACAUUCAUUGGACAUUGCUUAUAAGGCGGAUAUCUGAAACUGUUCGGCAGUGCGGCAUUUCAAGAUCAUUUGUGAUUUAAAGAUUUCACAUCCGAAGAAGAGGCGUACACACGUUUUCUAUGUGUAUAUGUUCAUUACGCGUGUGCACUUUGAAAAUGAUCGUAAAAUCAAGUUUAGGGCGGUUUCUAGGCAACAUUUUAUAAACUAGGCCCAUGAUCACCAAACACACAUACUGUAUCUCUAAAACAAAUUAAAACGGAAUGUUGUUCUUUUCAAAAUCUUUGUCAUUUACAAUUAAGUUGUAUUACUUCUUAAUUUAUUCUUAAUUCUAUUUUUAAUCCUUAAUUUAUUCAUCAGUUGUUUUGGGUUGCAAUGUGCCAUUAUUAAAGGUUGU